UUUAGUGGACUGCGAGUGUUGUCUGUGAUUGUUUGUGAUUUAUCAGCGAGCGAAAUGCGGCCAUCCAGAAGGGUGGCGGAGGGGUAAGCAGGCCAGCAUGUUGCCACUGAGCUCCGUCAUAAGGAGAGGGCUUCCCACAGCGCUGCAGAAAACUUUCCUUAAUGGCGAGGAUGUGGCCACCAGGCUGGCGCGAGCCUUUGUGGCAUGUGAUGAAGGAUUGGUGCAGGCGUGUCUGGAUGAAGGCGUGGACCCCAAUCUUUCCCUGGCGAGAGGACACACACCCCUCACUCUUCUUCUCUCCACAGCCACGUCAGACCGGUGGGAAAAUUUGGUGAGGUUGUUGUUGGAAGCAGGGGCCUCGCCCCACACCCGCGACCCACGGGGAACCCCCCUACUCUCCCUACUCGUCAUUGCUGGAAGCAGUGACCUUGUAGGUCUUGCGCUGGAUAAAGGAGCAGAUGUCAACGUAUGCGGUCCUGAUGGGGAGACGCCCUUGCUGGCCGCCGUCCACUACCGUAAAGUUGAAAGUCUGCGCCUCCUGUUGCAGCGCGGAGCCGAUCCCAACACUACCUCCUGCGACGGAAACACUGCUCUCAUGUGGGCCGCGGGACGCAGCAACGGAAUAGGCAUGCAGAUGUCCCUAGCUUGCGUUAAAAUGCUCCUUAAACACGGCGCUCUAGUGAAUUUUAGAAACCCCAGAGGUUACACUCCUCUCAUGGCCGCCUCUCUCAUCCGAGAGAGAGAGACAGUGAAGUCGCUUUUGGCCGCUGGGGCAGACCCAGACCAGACAGAUGAGAAGGGCGAAACGGCUCUCAUGAAGGCUGCUGAUGCUGACGAUGAAGGAGUGAUCGCAGAACUCCUGGCUGGCAAAGCGAGUGUCAACAUACAGAGCAGGACUGGCUGCACUGCUCUAAUGAGCGCUGUAUCAACGGAGGUUAUGACAAGGUUGUUGCAGCACCACUCUGAGCCGACGUUGGCAGCAAAAGACGGCAACACCCCGCUGCACCACCAGGCUAUGAGUGACCGACCAGAGUUAGCUUACUUACUUCUAGAGUACGGUGCCCACCUAGAAGCUAGGAACGGUCAGGGCAACACCCCUCUACAGACGGCGGUACGUUGCAAGAGCUAUGCUGUUACGAACCUGUUGCUAGACACGGGCGCCAACGCCCUCGCAAUAAAUGACAAGGGCGUGUCCGUAUUGCACGAUGCUGUGUUGCCCUGGGACUACUACAACACCCACGACAUAUUCACCGCCCUCAACACCCCAACUCUCAUCGCCGAACUCCUGCACUACUUUCGCUGUAGGUCUGACAUGACGCUAACUAUAGCCGAGAGACUGCUGCGGCUAGGGGCAAACCCGGGCUUGAGAGGAGAACAUGGAGUCACACCUCUUAUGCUCGCUGCCGCCUGCGGCAACGAGCGGCUGCUACGACUGCUGAUACAUUACGGAGCAACAGCGGCUUCCCGCGACACACAAGGCCGCACCGCACUAGCUUAUGCUUGCAAGUGGGGCCACGCUCACUUGGGAAAACUUUCCCACUCACUCAUGAUAUUCCCUGUCAAUACUCUCGACCAAAAAAACAAUUUACCCAUCUACUACGCCGCGCAACCCCACACCCCCCUUUAUUUUUUGGCCUAA
This is a messenger RNA of Cherax quadricarinatus, 1639 nucleotides long. Lineage: Eukaryota; Metazoa; Arthropoda; Malacostraca; Decapoda; Parastacidae. The record is from RefSeq and is a predicted model, not a curated record.